Messenger RNA from Arachis stenosperma, 741 nucleotides. RefSeq lists its product as uncharacterized. NCBI's taxonomy places the organism in Eukaryota, Viridiplantae, Streptophyta, Magnoliopsida, Fabales, Fabaceae. The record is from RefSeq and is a predicted model, not a curated record. The transcript has 2 exons. The coding region runs from base 1 to 741 and encodes 246 amino acids.
AUGAAGAUGAGAGGAGUAUUUGGGGUUGUUUUGGUAGCUGUAUUAGUUCUGCUCAUAAGUCCUUGUUUGGCGAAUAAUAAUGGGAGAAACGUUUUUCAUGAGAGAAAGGGUAGUAGUAGUGUGAACUCUACUACCAUUCACACUAGUGAGGGAAACUCAUCUGAAGAAAUAUUAGUUGGAAGGAAAUUUAAUAGAAAUAGUGGCGGCGGCCGGGGAGGACAAGGAGCUGGGACCGGAAGUGGUGCGGGAGGAGGCGGAGGCAAUGGUAAACAUAAAAGGCAGAAAGGAGGGAAGAAUAAUGGUGGAGGUGGAGGAGGUGGCGGAGGUUCAGGUGGUGGUGGUGGGGCCAACAGACAGGCAGCAGCUACCAGAAAACGGCCGCCGAUCCGGCGUGCCCAGAGCAGCCAAUGGCCUAGAAAAAAAAGUGAUCCAGAUAAUCCAAGAACUCUACCAGAGGGUGCAAACCAUGGAAGGCCGGAUCGCUUCCAAAGAGUGAUAAUAAUCGAAACACGCAAGCCAGGCCACCUCCAGGAGCCUCUCCCGACGAGAAGUCAAGAACGAGAGAUCACGCACCUGGUACCACGACAGACGUCAAUCUCGCAGAGUUACGGUGACGACGUUGGAACCGAUGAGCAUGGCGGAAGCGAGCUUUUAGUGACAAGGCUCCGAGGAGAAAGGAUGAGGAAUUUGAAACAUGAAUUGAAGUCACGUGCAACAAGAGGAUCGACUGUUAAGGAUUGA